Molecule: messenger RNA, 3474 nt
Organism: Cajanus cajan (pigeon pea)
Lineage: Eukaryota; Viridiplantae; Streptophyta; Magnoliopsida; Fabales; Fabaceae
Product: Zinc finger C-x8-C-x5-C-x3-H type family protein
Molecular function (GO): metal ion binding
Source: RefSeq, a predicted model, not a curated record
UGUUUGUCUAGAAAAUAAUAAUGGUACUGUAGUGUGUGUGAAGUGUGAACCGAAGAAAAAGAAUAAGAGUAGGAGUGGUGUGUUGAAACGGCGGCAUCUGCAGCUUCACCUUCGCUUUCAGGCUGCUCUUCUACUUCCAAUUCCAUUUCUCCUCUCAUCACUCCAACCCUAAAUCAAACUCAUGCUUUCAUUUCUUGGCUUCUUUCCGCGGAAGCCUAGGGUUUCUCCUCUGCACUUCAGCGCUCUUCCCUAACUCACUCUAAUCUCAUGUGAUCAAUGCGUGGAGGUUACAGAGUGCGCUCAAAGUAGCUGGUGUAAAUGUUUCAGAUGCCAUUUGAUCCUUCUCCGAGUAAAUGAGCAAUAUUGGAUGUUCUCACAUUUGUCAAUCUAUGUUGGUCUGUUUUGGAGUGGAGAUUGUUUCAAAAUUUUGAAAUAUUUUGAGUUAGCUGCCUAAACCCUGGCUUUUUCAAGAACUAGAAAGGAUGUGUCAUCUUAUGUACAAAGUUUUACUGGAUACACCAAUUUUGAAUGGUCAUCUGAACAAGCAUUGAAGAAAUAAUUCAAGAAACUUUGUAGUAUCCAUCUGUUAUCUAAAUCAGAGCAUUCUGCAUUGCCACUAGUCUAAGCGAAGCUGUAAUUAAGGCUUUGGGGAGUGAGAUGAGCGGAAGUGGCAGAAAGACCUCUUCAAAGUGGGAUUCGAGAGAUGAACCUGAAUUUGCAUCUUAUAGUGUUGCUAGUAGAGAUAGUUCAAAGUGGUCCAAUUUAGAAAGAAAUGAUAAGUUAAACCCCAGAAUGGGGUUUUCAGGCAAGGAACCUUUUUCUGGUGGCAGAGGUCCAAGUAAGGAUGAUAUUACAAAUAAAGAUUACAGAGUUUUGGAUCCAACAAAUGCUCGGGACACUGAUGGAAGUUACAGCAUGGAAAUGUCUCCAGGGCCCGAGGAUUGUAAAAAUAAGUACAGUCAAUCUCCAAAAAAUGGUUGGAGUAGGUCAGUCAGGAGUAAUCAAAGCAGAAGUAGGAGUCGGAGCCCUCCACGUAGUUUUAGGAGGGAUUUAGGAGUCAAUGACAGAUAUAGAAUGAGGACACAACCAUGUAGAGAUUUUGCUGCUGGGAAAUGCAGAAGAGGCAGCCAAUGCCAUUUCCUUCAUCAUGAUAAUCAAAAUUAUGAUGGCUGGGAAAGUAGACACAGGCAUGAUGGAACUCCCAGAUAUUCUGCUCCCCAUGAGAGUGGGGACUAUUCUCGUACAAGUGGAAGAUCUAAUGACACUUGUAUCAAUUAUGCAAAAGGAAGGUGCAGAAUGGGAGCAUCAUGCAAGUACGUGCAUCAUGACAAUUCUGAUCAAUUCAGUUCUGUGGAUGAAUCAACUAGGGAAAGGGAAAUUGAUAGAAGGCGCCCCGAGAGUUCUUUCGAGCAUGUUGGUCGAUACAGUACAAACCAGAAUGGUGAUAUUCCUUGCAAAUUUUUUGCAUUUGGGAAUUGUCGAAAUGGUAAACAUUGUAGGUUUUCUCAUGAUUGGCAAGCAUGUGGGAGCCCAAAUAGAAGAUUUGGGGAUGAUAGGUUGAGGAGCAGUCAAGGUGGAGAUCAGGCUUUGGAUAGGCCAAAAUUGAGUGAUGAAGUUAGUCCCAACGGAAGGCUAAGAGAUGAUAGAUGGGGUUUAGACGGUAGUACGGCUGAUGAAAAUAAAGUUUGGGGUGGUUCCAAGCAGAAUGAUUUAGUUGUUGUCUCUAAUAUAGCAAAGCUGGUGGAGGAUAACAGAAAUUUUAUGGGCACCCCAGAACCUGGAUUCCCUGCUUGGCCAAUUAGUGAUGGAUGGGACCAUAGCUUAGAUAAGAACAGAGUGCAUGAUGAAUCACCAUUUUCAAGUGAUAUGAAGGAAGCCAAUUGGACAGCAAAAAAUGAUAGUUCGAAUGUUCACACUUCCCAGUCAGUAGGCUCGGACAUUUGGCCUGGUAAUGAAAAAAUGUCUCCUGAUUGGAAUUAUGGUGUGGGAUCUUCCACCCAUAUCAAAGAGGAGCAUGGGCAGAGUAAGCAACAGGUUCUUCCAGGACAAGUAUUUCAUCAGAAUGUAAAUGCUUUGCAUUCUUCAAGCUGUCUCGCCAUUGGACAGAGUCAAGGAGCAGCUUCCAUUGUUCCUCCCAUAGUGAGAACUGUUGACGAUAUUCCAAACCAGGAAGUCUCUGCUGAGAAAAAAUACAUUGUUGAGCCUACUAUCCAGGAUGUAAAUGUAUCACAAGUUAGUUCAAGAAAUCCUCUAACUCAGAACAUGGUAAGCAAAGAGCAGCUAGCUCAACUUACUAACCUGUCAGCUUCUCUGGCACAUAUCCUCGGAGCAGGUCAGCAGCUCCCGCAACUUUAUGCUACCUCUAUUUCUCUAGACUCAAAGGAUACUCCCUUUCUAAGCAAAACUGAAGGGUCUGAUAAUCCUGUUUCCAUAACAUUCAUCAAGCCAGAUCCUGCUGUUGGAUUCCAGAAGCAGUAUGAUCCAAAAUGUAAUAGUAGGGAGCCAAAUAAUGCUAAUUCAAAUGGGGUUCCCUCUACCUCUUCUCCAAGUAAAAAUAUCCCAAAAGAUACAGCAGAAAUUCCGUCACUGUUAUCCAAGUUAGGACAACAUUUUGAUGAAUCUAACUCAAAGCCUGCCUUUUCGGAAGAACAAUUUGUUAAGAGUGAACAUUCAGUUCAGUUGCAGAAAGGUGAAAAUGUUGAGGUUAAUAAGGAGAACAAAGUGGUAGCCGAAGAAAAGCAAAGUUCUUCAUGUGAAAAUAAAAUUACAGAAGAGAAUGGUCCUAUGAAAAACUUGGACCAAAACAGUGGGCCUGAUGAGGCCAAGAAAACAAAGGAUGUGAAGGGGAUUCGUGCAUUUAAAUUUUCAUUGGUUGAGUUCGUUAAGGAGCUUUUGAAACCAACAUGGAAAGAUGGUAAAAUCGCUAAGGAAGAUUAUAAAGCAAUUGUGAAGAAAGUUACUGACAAAGUAACUGGUACAGUGCAGCGGGGACAUAUUCCUCAGACACAAGAGAAAAUUGACCGCUAUUUAUCAUUAUCAAAACCAAAGGUUAACAAACUUAUACAGGCAUAUGUGGAAAAGGUUCAGAAGGCUUAGUGCAAGUACAGAAAUUUGACUAUGUAAUCUGUUGCCUAUAAUUUGCAAUGUUAUUGAUUCCUUGCAUAUUUUGUUUUUAUAUUGCGCAAGUAGUUUUCUAUGUCCCAUUUAGAUCAGAGGAUAGUAUAAUCAAAGAACCUUUGCAGCUCAUGUACAUAUAAACGAAGCUGUUUCUUAUUUUCUAGUAUUUUUCAGAGUAAAAAUUUGGGUGCCAAGUGUUCUUAGACAUUAGUAUAUAACCCGAAUAUUAGGAAGCUGCUUAGUGGGAUCUAUCUUUAUUAGUGUUAUUUUUAUUUACCUGUUUGAUGCAUAUAACUGAUGUAAGGGAAGAAACAUGUUUUUCUUUUCAAAACAGUGGAAAAGAGACCGUUAAUUUCA